This is a messenger RNA of Rhododendron vialii, 3541 nucleotides long. Its product is annotated as poly [ADP-ribose] polymerase 1. The record is from RefSeq and is a predicted model, not a curated record. Gene Ontology annotation, molecular function: NAD binding; zinc ion binding; DNA binding. Gene Ontology annotation, cellular component: nucleus. NCBI's taxonomy places the organism in Eukaryota, Viridiplantae, Streptophyta, Magnoliopsida, Ericales, Ericaceae. Bases 179 to 3172 code for a protein of 997 amino acids. The transcript has 20 exons.
UGAAGUUCCAGGAAUUAUAAAGGAAUUGGAAGUCAGCUUUAUAAAAGAAAACAUAAAGAUUCAGUUCAUUCCUUCCAGAUUCGACACACCAUCGCUAUCUGCUAGUAAAAUACUACUCCUACAAUAUACUAUCCAUCACUACUUCAGAGAGAGAGAGAGAGAGAGAGAGAGAGAGAGAAUGGCGAACCCACCGAAGCCAUGGAAGGCGGAAUAUGCGAAAUCAGGGAGAUCAUCUUGCAAAACAUGCAAGACCCCAAUCGACAAAGAGGUUCUCAGGCUCGGCAAGAUGGUUCAAUCCACCCAGUUCGACGGCUUCAUGCCUAUGUGGAACCAUGCUGACUGCAUACGCAAGAAAGCAAACCAGAUAAAAUCGCUUGAAGAUGUUGAAGGCAUAGAAUCGCUUCGAUGGGAAGAUCAACAGAAGAUAAGGAAUUAUGUAGAGGGUGGUGGACCUCAAAACCCCCCUCCUCCUGUUGUUAUGGAAUCUGGUAUUGAAGUUUCGCAGACUUCACGUGCCACUUGUCGGUGCUGCAACGAAAAGAUUAUGAAAGGACAGGUCCGGAUAUCCACCAAACCUGAUGGUCAAGGUGCUAGAGGCUUGGCAUGGCACCAUGCUAAUUGCUUCAUCGAGCUGUCUUCAACCACUCAAGUGGAGAAAUUGUCAGGAUGGGAUAGCCUCUCAGCUUCUGAUAAGGAGCCAAUUCUUACCCGGGUUAAUAAGAAGCAGGUUCCCUCUUCCAAAAGAGAUGACACAAAACCUGAGCUACAUCAGGAAGAAGUAUCUUUACAGCAAUCGACAUCAAAAGGUGGUGCAAAACGUAAAGAAGCUGUGAACAGCGAUCAAAAGUCCAAAAUUGCUAAGAGUGAAGAUGGUGCAUUGCAGAGAGGGAAGAAUGCCAACUUAUUGGGGGAUGAACACUCAAAAGCAUCUGAUUUGGAGAGCCGGCUAGAGGCCCAGAGUAGAGAACUAUGGGCUCUAAAAGACGAUCUUAAAAAGCAUGUGACAACGGUAGAGCUGCGAGAGAUGCUUGAAGACAAUGGGCAAUAUUCAGCAGGUUCAGAACUUGACUUGCGAGACCGCUGUGCUGAUGGAAUGCUUUUUGGAGCACUUAGACACUGCCCGCUUUGUUCUGGGAAUCUUAGUUAUUCUGGAGGCAUGUACAGAUGUCAUGGGUUUCUAUCAGCAUGGAGCAAGUGUUCAUACUCAACCUCUGAACCUGAACGUGUCAAAGGGAAGUGGAAAAUCCCUGCAGAAACAAGUAAUCAUUACCUCUGCAAGUGGUUUAAGUCGCAAAAGGCGAAGAAACCUUCUCGGAUAUUGCCUCCGCCUCUGCCUUCGCCCCUAAAGCCUUGUGGAAAUCAAGCUGUUAAUGGAAAACACCAGUCAUCGACCAGUGAAAAGUUGGAAGAUCUGAAAGUUUCUAUGGUUGGAUUACCCAAGGAAUCCAUGGAUGAAUGGAGGAGAAAAAUCGAGGGAUCAGGUGGGCAGUUUCAUUCAAAGAUCAAGAAAGACACAAACUGCCUAGUUGUGAGUGGAGUGAUGGAUGACAAACAUGCUGAGAUGAAGAAGGCCAGAAGGAUGAAGUUACCUGUAGUUAGAGAGGAUUAUUUGGUUGACUGUAUUAAUAGACAGAGGAAACUUCCUUUCGAUUUGUACAAAGUUGAGGCCAUUGGAGAAGCCUCUAGCAUGGUCACUGUUAAAGUGAAAGGGCGAAGUGCUGUACAUGAAUCAUCUGGCUUGCAAGAUUCUGGCCACAUCCUUGAGGAUGGAAAAAGCAUUUACAACACAACUUUGAACAUGUCUGACCUUUCCACCGGUAUUAACAGUUACUAUAUCCUUCAAAUCAUUCAAGAGGAUAAAGGUUCAGGUUGUUAUGUUUUCCGCAAAUGGGGUCGUGUUGGAAAUGAAAAAAUUGGAGGGAACAAGCUAGAGCAGAUGUCCAAACCAGAUGCGAUUCAAGAGUUCAAACGUCUCUUCCUUGAGAAAACUGGGAACUCAUGGGAAGCAUGGGAAGACAAGAGCAAUUUUCAGAAGCGACCUGGCAAAUUCUUUCCAUUGGACAUUGAUUAUGGGGUAAAUAAAGAGGUCUCUAGGAAGAAAAAUCUUAAUGAUGCCGGUAGCCAACUUGCUCGUCCAUUAGUAGAAUUGAUGAAGAUGCUCUUCAAUGUUGAAGCGUACAGAGCUGCGAUGAUGGAGUUUGAGAUCAAUAUGUCAGAAAUGCCACUAGGAAAACUGAGCAAAAGUAAUAUCCAGAAAGGUUUUGAGGCAUUAACAGAGAUACAGAAUCUUGUAAAUAGCAAUCUGCAUGAUCUUUCACAUAAAGAAAGCCUGAUUAUUGAUGCCAGCAAUCGCUUUUUCACUGUGAUUCCUUCUAUUCAUCCUCAUGUGAUUAGGGAUGAGGAUGAUUUUAAGUCAAAGGUGAAAAUGUUAGAGGCUCUCCAGGACAUUGAAAUAGCCUCCAGACUAGUAGGUUUUGAUGAUGACAAUACCGACUCCUUUGAUGAAAAUUAUAAGAAGCUUCGCUGUGACAUUGCUCCACUUCCUCACGAUAGCGAAGACUAUCGACUGGUUGAGAAGUAUCUCCAAACUACUCAUGCCCCUACACAUACUGAUUGGGCUCUUGAACUGGAAGAAGUUUUCUCAUUGGAAAGGGAAGGGGAAUUGGAUAAGUUUGCUCCCUAUCGAGAAAAGCUUGGGAACAGAAUGCUUCUAUGGCAUGGUUCUCGGUUGACAAAUUUUGUGGGUAUACUUAGUCAAGGACUGAGAAUAGCUCCUCCCGAAGCUCCAGCAACUGGAUACAUGUUUGGCAAGGGACUUUACUUUGCUGACCUGGUUAGUAAGAGUGCCCAGUACUGUUAUACUGAUAGGAAAGAUCCUGUGGGUUUAAUGGUUCUAAGUGAAGUUGCCUUGGGAGAGGUUUAUGAACUCACAAAUGCCAAGUAUAUGGACAAACCACCUCGAGGAAAACACUCUACUAAAGGCCUUGGCAAGAAGGUACCUCAGCAAUCAGACUAUGUUAAGUGGAGGGAUGGAGUUGUUGUGCCUUGUGGCAAGCCAGUGGAAUCGUACAGUAAGGCAUCCACAUUGAUGUAUAAUGAAUACAUCGUCUACGACACAGCUCAAGUGAAGAUGCAAUUUUUGUUGAAGGUGAGGUUUCAUUACAAGAGGUGAGAAGCUGCUGGUAAAUGUAUGUGUAUAACGCGUGGUAUUGAAUAGCUUUAUCAGGUGUUUUGGGUUGGUGGGUGCUCAGUCUUCCUGUAGAUAAACUGAGUGAGCAGUUGAGCUGAAUUUUGUGUUCAAUGGGUUUUCCCCCCCAUUUGGUAAGAUCUCAUUUUGGGGGUUUUCUGGAGAUCUACUUAUGGAAAGAGUAAUGGGUUUUGUAAGUAAUGAAACUAUGGAUGUUCACAACAUCAACCGAUCCUGUAAUGAAGGAUGUUUAGACAUCAUGCAGGAGGGGUUCUUUUGUGUAUAAUAAUACUACCAACUAAUAUGGUGAAGUCCAGCUUUUGUUGGCCAAAAAUUCUACCAACUUAACUUUAA